Molecule: messenger RNA, 1761 nt
Organism: Epithele typhae
Lineage: Eukaryota; Fungi; Basidiomycota; Agaricomycetes; Polyporales; Epitheliaceae
Exons: 13
Coding region: 1-1761 (586 amino acids)
Biological process (GO): proteolysis
Molecular function (GO): serine-type exopeptidase activity; RNA binding; dipeptidyl-peptidase activity
Source: RefSeq, a predicted model, not a curated record
AUGGCAGACGUCGCUGCCACUGCACCCACAAAUGAAAUGACUGACGCCAUCCUAGACAAUGGCGAGGAGGAGGACUCCGAAAUCCUGCUCAUGAAGCAGCGUGUGGAAGAGAUGGAGCGCGAGGCGAAGAAGCUUCGUGAGCUGCAGGCGGCGGCGGAGAAGGCGGAGCAGAGCGCGGCGGGUAGUGAGGGAACGCCAAUGGAGACGGAGGAGGAAAAGGCGGCGUCGGACGGGCGGAGCGUGUACGUGGGCAACGUGGACUAUGCGGCGACACCGGAGGAGAUUCAGCAGCACUUCCAGGCAUGCGGGACCAUCAAUCGGGUCACCAUUCUCUGCGACAAGUUCACGGGGCAUCCAAAAGGGUACGCGUACGUCGAGUUCGCCGAACCGGAGCAUGUGGACGCAGCACUUGCGAUGGACAACUCACUCUUCCGUGGCCGUUUGAUCAAGGCCGCCUCCGCCCCGGUGACCAGCCGGAACGGGACGACGCUCCCGCCGUACAACACGACGUACUACUUCGACCAGCUCAUCGACCACAACAACCCGAGCCUGGGCACGUUCCAGCAGCGCUACUGGCACACGUACGAGCUCUACGAGACGGCGUACACCGGCUACCUCACCAACAACACCCUCAACGACCAGAUCGCGCAGGCUCAGAGCGGCGCCGCGAUCGUGCUCGAGCACCGUUUCUACGGGCUCUCGAACCCGUACCCCGACCUCUCGGUGAAGAGCCUCCAGGUGCACACGAUCCAACAGGCGAUUGACGACCUCGAUUACUUCGCCAAAAAUGUCGUCCUCCCCCAGCCGGACGGCGCGAACGUCAAGCCCGGCCAGGCUCCCUGGGUCCGUAUUGGCGCCAGCUACUCAGGUGCGCUCACGAGCUUCAUGAUGACCAACAAACCCGGCCUCUUCCAGGCGGGCUACGCGUCUUCUGCUGUCUCGGAGAGCAUUACGCGCUCUAGUGACUUCUAUGGCUAUUUCACGCCCAUCCGGGAGGGCAUGGCGACGAACUGCUCGGCCGACGUGCAGGCGGUUAUUGCCCACAUCGACAGCGUCUUCACUUCCAAGAACCAAGAGUCGAUCAAUACCCUCCUCGCCAUGUUCAACAUGACGGCGCUCGCGCCCCACCUCGACGAUGCUGCUGGUUCCCUCUCUCUCCCACCGCCGGCUACGGAACUUUCUUUCAGUUUUGCGACCCGCUCGAAGUCAAGCAAGAGCGCGAGUGCCAAGGGCUGGGGCCUCAGCAACGCGCUCAAGGCUUGGAGCUCGUUCUGGGUGAAUGAGUACUACUUGAAGCUCUGCGGUGACUCGGACGUCGAGUACUGGACCGACACCUCGAUCGACAACGCCGGCCGGUCCUGGUUUUGGAUCGUCUGCAACGAAGUCGGUCUCCUCGCGGAAGGCGCGCCGAAGGGCACGCCCACGCUCGCCUCUCGCCUCAUCCAGCCGCUGUACGACGAGCGCCAGUGCACGUACAUGUUCCCCGAUCAGUUCAAGAGCCUCGGCGACCUACCCGUGCCCAACGUCGACGCGACGAACAAGGCAACCUCUUCUUCGCCAACGGUCACCGUGACCCGUGGCAAGUCCGCCGAGGGCACGCACUUCGAGAGCACGCCCGGCCAGCCGAUCGCGAUCUCGGACGGCUUCCACUGCUCCGACCUCUCCACCGCCAACGGCGCCGCGGACGCGACCGUGAUCAGCGUCCAGAAGGCCGGGCUUGCGUCCAUCGCGGGUUGGCUGGCCGAGUGGAAGCCCUCGUGA